AUGGUGUAUGAGGAAGGAUGUGGCAAUGCAAUUUAUGACGAUGAAGACAUGGAAGAUGGAGCUGAGUCGAGUGAAUCAGAGCUUGAUGUGGAUCUUGAAGGUGGAUGGGAUGGUGGUCUUCUCUCCAAAGAAGAUAUCAUGUUCUUUCGAAAGCGCUUGCAGGACGUCGUGCUACCUACUGGGAUUCCAGGAAUGCCAUCAAACUUAGGAGACGCAAAAGCCGGAUCAUUGAAAGCGUCACAGUGGCAUUCCUUAUUCGCUUUCAUCAUUCCUUUGAUUAUCGUAGAACUUUAUGUGGCCGAUGAUGUGGAAGAACUCAAGAACGAUACGAACCGAGUGAUCGACGAUGUGGUAAACUCAGAAAAUGGAACCAAGAAAGAUCCCAGCAAGAGCCGCUAUCGUAUCAAGUUGGACGCUCGGGAAUACGAACUCUUGCUCGAUUUUUCACAAGUUCAAGACAACCAAAUACAAGACUAUCGCAAUUUGCCUCAUCCACCAAGAGCCAGGGUUUUACAACCGUAUGCGAUUCCAAGGGCUACAUGGAGAGUUUCGAAAAGAAUUGUUGUUUCAGUGCUGAAGCCAAAUAAUUGCAUUGAAUAUAAAGAUGAGGGUAAGACAAAGUAUGGGAUAAUCAGACAAAUAUAUGAGUAUCAAAAUGUCAAAGAGAAGUGGGAAACAGUAUUGUUAGUUAGUCCCAUUAAUAACCUCUACCCAAAGGACCUUGAAUCUCCUUCUCGUAUCUUUCGUUAUUUGAUCUUUUUACUCAAAUGUGUAGUUGGUCAAAUUGAUAAGCACCAUAUCAUUCUACCCACUAAAUCAGUUGUAUGUGUAGCUGCUUAUCGUCUCUUGCCUACAGAUGUCUUUGGAAUCAAAGACAAUGGGAUUAUGCUUCGACCUUAUGACUAUAACUCACAAUUAGAUAUUGUUUAA
Molecule: messenger RNA, 930 nt
Organism: Melampsora larici-populina 98AG31
Lineage: Eukaryota; Fungi; Basidiomycota; Pucciniomycetes; Pucciniales; Melampsoraceae
Exons: 2
Coding region: 1-930 (309 amino acids)
Source: RefSeq, a predicted model, not a curated record